This is a messenger RNA of Nomascus leucogenys (northern white-cheeked gibbon), 1495 nucleotides long. RefSeq names its product coiled-coil domain containing 28A (gene CCDC28A). The record is from RefSeq and is a predicted model, not a curated record. NCBI's taxonomy places the organism in Eukaryota, Metazoa, Chordata, Mammalia, Primates, Hylobatidae.
GGAGAAGUAGCUUCCGGAAAGGGUACUGCAUUUUCCGUUUCUACCUCCACUGUACCCGCUUAAUGCGUCUUGCUCCUGGGUCACAGAGCCUAAAACAACACGCCCAACACGCCCGUCGGAGUUACAGCUAAACGCAGGACACGGGAAGCAAUGAAAUGCCGAGGGCGGAGACAAGAGCGACACUGGGGGAGCAGGAAAAGGCGGGGCUUCCGCUUGGGGCAAGGAGGCUGUGCCUCUCCCGUCACUUCCGUAAACAAAGGGAGCUGCGGAGGCGCGGGUCCUGGGAUGUGACCGGGGCUCUACUUGUGGCUGCGGCGGUGGCUUCUGAGGCUGUCGGGUCUUUGCGGGUUGCGGAAGGGGGCCCCAAUACCCUUCUUCUUCAGGUCUUAAGAAGCUGGCCGUGGUGCAAUAAGGAACUUAAAACAAUGGAAGAGCGGAAAGUGAAGAGGAGGAGUCCUAAGUCUUUUAGUGCCCACUGUACUCAGGUUGUCAAUGCCAAAAAAAAUGCCAUUCCAGUGAGUAAAAGCACAGGGUUUUCAAAUCCUGCAUCACAGUCAACUUCACAGCGACCAAAGUUAAAAAGAGUAAUGAAAGAAAAGACCAAACCUCAGGGCGGAGAGGGAAAAGGCGCUCAGUCAACUCCGAUUCAGCACUCCUUCCUCACUGAUGUCUCAGAUGUUCAGGAGAUGGAGAGAGGGCUGCUGAGUCUUUUGAAUGAUUUCCACUCUGGAAAACUUCAAGCAUUUGGAAAUGAAUGUUCCAUUGAACAGAUGGAACAUGUUCGGGGAAUGCAGGAGAAAUUAGCUCGCUUGAAUUUGGAGCUCUAUGGGGAGUUAGAGGAACUUCCUGAGGAUAAGAGAAAAAUAGCCAGUGACUCCAAUCUGGAUAGGCUUCUGUCAGAUUUAGAAGAAUUGAAUUCUUCCAUACAAAAACUCCAUUUGGCAGAUGCACAAGAUGUUCCAAAUACUUCUGCUAGCUAAAAUGAAAUGCAGUUUGCUUUCUUGUGAUUUGAAGAGAAGCAGCAGUCUUUACUUUUCCAGCCAAAUCCAGUAGCGGAAUAUCUUCCUCAACAAGGAAUUAAAGUAAUUAAAGUGCAAGUGCAAUGAUCGUUUUCACUUACUGCUUUUAGUAAAUGUGACUCGCUAUAAUUCGCCAUAACUGGAGGCCUAGGCCUUGUUGAAGGCUUAAUCAGGAACUGCGAUGCAGAGAUUGUGCUGCUAUGCUUCAUAUUGUUGCCUUAUGGGAUUAUACUUGAAAUGCAUUGUGCUAAUGUUCUUGACAGGGCUGAGGGAUUUCUCUUUCCCGAGCUCACCAAACUUAUUCCAGUGUUGAUCGCAAGCUGAUGAUGCACAGGCGUCUUGUGGCAAGCCCAGCUUCAGUUUACGUUAGACAAUCAGUACACACGCUGGUGUGUUUUCCAAUGGCCAGUGAUAAGAAAUUAAAUAAGUAUUUGUGAGAUUUGCUAUUUUUUAAUAAAGUAAUUGUUUUAAAUUAA